Messenger RNA from Coccidioides posadasii C735 delta SOWgp, 780 nucleotides. RefSeq lists its product as uncharacterized. The record is from RefSeq and is a predicted model, not a curated record. Lineage: Eukaryota; Fungi; Ascomycota; Eurotiomycetes; Onygenales; Onygenaceae.
AUGGCCUCUAACCAGGAUGUCAAAAUAACACUCUACUGGCUUGAAAACUCCCGUGCACAGCGGAUUGUCUGGCUGCUGGAGGAGUUGAGGCUCCCCUAUGGGUUGAAGAUGUUCAAGCGGAUGAAGGACAUGCAGGCCGACGCUCAGCUGAAAGAGAUUCAUCCUCUAGGAAAAUCACCAGUUGUCACAGUAGAGACACCGUAUACCCCGAAACCGCUGGUCUUGGCGGAAUCUGGAGUCAUAGUGGGAUAUCUUAUCGACUGCUUUGGGAGCAAAGAUACCCUUAGCCAAUGCGAGCGAUUCCGGCCAGGUUGUGACCAUUCUGUCGGGAGGGAGUCGGAGGCCUGGAUGAGAGAGCAAUACUUCAUGCAUUAUGUGGAAGGGAGCUUGAUGCCAUUCCUUCAGCUUGAGGCCGUUGUCUCCAACAUUCGCAACGCCCCGGUACCCUUUUUCAUUAAGCCAGUAACAAGAAUGAUAUCCAACAAAGUCUACGAAGCCUACCUUGGUCCCAAUUUGAGGAGACACCUGGAUUUCUUGGAGGAACAAAUCGAGUCGUCGCCAGAAGACGGCCGAUAUCUCUGUGGCAAUCAGCUGUCCGGGGCUGAUAUCCUGAUAGUUUACGCACUGGAAGUUGAAGAGGCAAAUGGGCUUCUCAAUCAGAAAGAUUAUCCGAGACUGACGGCAUACCUGCGUCGUUUGCGAGAGCGUGAUGGGUUCAAACAGGCUACUGCCAAGGUUGAAUCAGCGGGCGGGAGUACGUCACCCUUACCUAGACAGUGA